AUGGCGUCCCAGCCUGUGCUCAGUCCCCUUCUGGCCCUCCUGGGGCCACCCCGGGGCUCCUUCCAGCCGCUGCUUUUCACCGCCCUCUCCCAGAAUUCCAUGGGACACCCAGACGGAGGCCCACAGCCGGGGAUCUCUGGGGCUGCUGCCGCCCAUUUCUUUCUCGAAAUCGAAGGCUUCGAACCCAACCCGGCUGUCAACAAGCCUUCUCCUCCCAUCUUCCCCAAGCCCAUGGACUCCAACAUCCGCCAAUGCAACCCUGGGAACUGUGAAGACAUGGACUCCCCCCAGUCUCCUCAGGACGACAUCACGGAGACCCCCUCCAACCCCAACAGCCCCUGCGUCGGUCUGGCCAAAGAGGAGCAGAAGAGGAACAGAAAGAGACUGAAGAAGCGCAUCUUUGCGGCCGCGGCCGAGGGCAGCGUGGAGGAGCUGGGCGGCCUGCUCGGGGAGCUCCGGGAGCUGGCCAGGAGGUGCAGGACCGUGGACACGCAGGACUACGUGCUGCACAAGCUCACAGCCUCGGACACAGGGAAGACCUGCCUCAUGAAGGCUCUGCUGAACAUCAACCCCAACACCGAGGAGAUCGUGAGGAUCCUGCUCGCCUUUGCUGAAGAAAAUGACAUUUUGGAAAGAUUCAUCAAUGCUGAGUACACUGAGGAAGCCUACAGAGGACAGACGGCCUUGAACAUCGCCAUCGAGCGCAGACAGGUGGCCAUCACCGAGACCCUGAUUGAGAAGGGGGCCGACGUCAAUGCCCACGCCAAGGGUUUGUUCUUCAACCCCAAGCACAAGCACGAAGGCUUCUACUUCGGAGGGUCGCCCCUGGCCCUGGCGGCCUGCACCAACCAGCCGGAGAUCGUGCAGCUGCUGAUGGACAACGAGAAGACGGACGUGGCGGCGCAGGACUCGCGGGGCAACAACAUCCUGCACGCGCUGGUCACGGUGGCCGAGGACUUCCAGGCCCAGAACGACUUCGUCAAGGCCAUGUACGACCGGAUCCUGCGCAGGAGCCGCGACCCGGCGCUGGAGACGGCGCAGAACAAGGACGGCCUCACGCCGCUGCAGCUGGCGGCCAAGACCGGCAAGUCGGAGAUCCUCAGAUACAUCCUGAGCCGAGAGAUCAGGGAGAGGCCGCACCGGAGCCUGUCCAGGAAGUUCACCGACUGGGCUUACGGGCCCGUCUCGUCCUCCCUCUACGACCUCACCGACGUGGACACGAGCUCGGACAACUCCGUGCUGGAGAUCAUCGUCUACAACACCAACAUCGACAAAUGCAGCCGGGCGGCAGACCGGAUGAGGGAAGGACAGGCCGACGCCAUUUCCACGCAGGCCGCCUCCCCGUAA
Molecule: messenger RNA, 1347 nt
Organism: Gracilinanus agilis (Agile Gracile Mouse Opossum)
Lineage: Eukaryota; Metazoa; Chordata; Mammalia; Didelphimorphia; Didelphidae
Gene: TRPV3
Product: transient receptor potential cation channel subfamily V member 3
Exons: 9
Coding region: 1-1347 (448 amino acids)
Biological process (GO): calcium ion import across plasma membrane
Cellular component (GO): membrane
Molecular function (GO): protein binding; calcium channel activity
Source: RefSeq, a predicted model, not a curated record